Molecule: messenger RNA, 927 nt
Organism: Colletotrichum chrysophilum
Lineage: Eukaryota; Fungi; Ascomycota; Sordariomycetes; Glomerellales; Glomerellaceae
Exons: 1
Coding region: 1-927 (308 amino acids)
Molecular function (GO): protein binding
Source: RefSeq, a predicted model, not a curated record
AUGGAUCACAACAACGUAAUCGCCUGGCUGCUGCCCACAUCAACAAACCAAACCGCCCUCGAGGCCGUCCGCCUGCCCGAAAACACCAACCGCCGCAUCGCCGCCAUCCCCUCCUCCUUCGAGCCCCUACCGACACCCAACCCAGACAACACCACAAUCAACCCCCUCCUCCUCAACAAGACCACCUCACCCACCACCACCCCUAAACCCCGCCCAGCCCUCGAGCUCUCCUUCACCAACCCGCCCAAAAACCACACCGGCUUCGUCCUCGGCACCGACCCCGGAGCCGACAUCCUGCUCCCCUCCCUCCCGGGCAUCGCCCCGCGCCACUGCGUCCUCACCUUCGACGCCGAGCGCCGCCUCAUCCUCCGCGACACCUCCGCCACCGGCACCGCCGUCUGGUACGACGCCUCCUCCAACGGCGACCGCGCCCGCGAGUCCUGGCUCCUCUCCGCCGGCACCUCCUACGGCUUCCCCUCCAUGGUCGACCGCCUCGUCAUCGACAUCCAGACCGUCCGGCUGCAGGUCGUCGUCAACGACGUCGCGCCCCUCAGCGACCCGGACGCCUACGAGCGCAACGUCGACGCCUUCAUGGACCGCCUCGCGACUCUAACGCUGGACGAGAUCAGCGCCCGCGAGGAGCUGAGCUUCGACCUCGACUUCCGCGACUUCGGCAUCGACUUCAGCUUCGACGACCUCAGCUUCGGCCGCGCGAGCGGUGUGGGCGCGUAUGAGGACGACGGGCUCAUCGGGUACGACUACGAGAUGGACGUCGACGACAGGCGGGACUACCUCCCGCCCCUGCCCUCCGAGGUGGCCCCCGUGUUCGUCAAGUACAUGUUCGCCUCCGACGACGGGCUGCCCCCGGACACCUACCUCUGGAACACCGCCCGGCCGUGGGAGCCGAUGGUCAAGGUCACCUGCUGA